AUGUCCCGACUAUCCCAAGAAACCGAUCUCGCAACUCUAGUGCAAGAACGGCGUCGCGAGCUCCAGCUACUGCUGAAAACCGCUACAGAAAAAAGCCCCUCGGCUAUCGACCAGACAGCAAAGAUGUGCGAAGCAGAGCAUCUGUACAUGAUUGAUAUUGAGUUGAGGAAAGCAUUCGCCGAGCUUUAUUCUUCGCAGAGGCGGGAACUUAAGUAUGAGGAGAAAGAUAUCAAUAGUGGUGAGCAUUAUGGUGACGGGAAUGAUAUCAACGGUGGUGAAGGGUUUGGUGGAGGGGAUGAUAUCAAUAGUGAUGAGAAUUAUGGUGGGGAGGCGGAUGGUUAUGAGAGUGCUGGUGAUAUGAAUGGUGGUGAGGGUGAUAGUGAGGAGGAUGAGAAUUAUGUGGAUGGUGAUCAUGAGGAUGACAGUGAUGAAGAUGAUAGUGAUGAAGACGACGACGAAGAAGACGAGGAUGAAGGCGAAGAUGAAAACGAAGAUGAAGACGAGGAUGAAGACGACAGUGAUGAAAAUAGUGAUGAUGAAGACGAAGAAAGCCUUGCAUCAACAGCCAUCGACCACGACCACGCCCCCUCCCUCGACACCGACACCGACGACGAGUCCUGGGUCAGAGACAUGGAGUUCACGCACACCUCGUCGAUAUUUCGCUGCAGCACCUGCAGCACCGUCCCCAUCACCCAGCAAGAAGACAAAUCCUACUCCCAGACAAUCCAAUCCGGCACCAAGCACCAAACCAGAAACUCCAGCUCCGCCUCCACGAGCACCACGACAACCAAGAUCUACCCAGCUCACCCUUACACCGACGACCUAACCACCCAGUUAAGCCGCCUCCAAGCCAACGUCCUCGCAAUCCUAUCAAACCAGCAUCAAAUCCUCAGCAACCAGCAGAACAUCCUGCGCCACCAGCAAAGCAACCUGGCGAAGGAGCAGAAGAUCAUCGACCAGCUGGAAGCCCUAGUCGCCGCCCAGCGCGCCCAGCUCGCCAUCAUUAAGCGCCAUUCUCUCCCCGAGCAGCGAUCUCGGGCCCCGCUCUUCAACGGAUUCGACAGUGUCGGCAUGGAUGGGCUAUCCCCGAAUGCCUCCGGCUCUGCGCAACCCCAGUUCCAAUCGCACGCUCAUCCUCCUCCUGUCCAGAGGACUGACCUGCCUCACGCCCACCCAGCCGUGCCAGCACCAGCAAACCACCGCACCAACCAACCAAUCUACCCCUCCCCGCAGGUCCACGACUUCUUCUCGCCCAUAUACCGGGACCCCCUGAGCAUAACCAGCCACGUGCCGCCGCAAUACUUAAGCCAGCCUGCUGCUGUGCCACUAUCUUAUCCAGCGAGCCGUCCUGCGCCGCAAGGACGGUUUUAUGCAUCGAACGGGGUUUAUCCUUACGCAUACGGGUCGUGA
Molecule: messenger RNA, 1410 nt
Organism: Aspergillus homomorphus CBS 101889
Lineage: Eukaryota; Fungi; Ascomycota; Eurotiomycetes; Eurotiales; Aspergillaceae
Exons: 2
Coding region: 1-1410 (469 amino acids)
Source: RefSeq, a predicted model, not a curated record